This is a messenger RNA of Chlorocebus sabaeus (green monkey), 2410 nucleotides long. NCBI's taxonomy places the organism in Eukaryota, Metazoa, Chordata, Mammalia, Primates, Cercopithecidae. The record is from RefSeq and is a predicted model, not a curated record.
CAGACGCAGGUGGCUGGCUGCGGGCACUGUGGGGGUAACAGUAGGGGGACCUGUGAUGGCCCUGGGGACGAUGCUCAAGGCUCCUCUCCUGCUCCUGGGGCUGCUGACUGAAGGCCUGACGCAGUUGGUGAUUCCUGCCUCCAUCCCCCAGGGCUUCUGGGCCCUGCCUGAAAACCUGGCAGUGGUGGAGGGGGGACCUGUGGAGCUGCGGUGUGGGGUCAGCACCCCUGGCAGUGCGGUGCAAUGGGCCAAAGAUGGGCUGCUCCUGGGCCCCGACCCCAGGAUCUCAGGCUUCCUGAGGUACCGCCUGGAAGGGGACCCUGCUAGAGGUGAAUUCCACCUGCACAUCGAGGCCUGUGACCUCAGUGAUGAAGCGCAGUAUGAGUGCCAGGUCGGCCGCUCCGUGAUGGGGCCCGAGCUCGUGUCUCCCAGAGUGAUCCUCUCCAUCCUGGUUCCUCCCAAGCUGCUCCACCUGACCCCGGAGGCAGGCACCAUGGUCACCUCGGUAGCUGGGCAAGAGUACGUGGUCAGCUGUUUGUCUGGAGACGUGAAGCCAGCACCUGACAUCACCAUUCUCCUGAGUGGACAGACAAUAUCCGACAUCUCUGCAAACAUGAACGAGGGAUCCCAGCAGAAGCUCUUCACUGUGGAGGCCACAGCCAGGGUGACACCCCAGAGCUCGGAUAAUGGGCAGUUGCUAGUCUGUGAGGCGUCUAGCCCAGCACUGGAGGCCCCCAUCAAGGCCUCAUUCACCGUGAAUGUUCUGUUCCCUCCAGGACCCCCUGUCAUCGAGUGGCCAGGGUUGGAUGAGGGGCACGUGCAGGCAGGACAGAGCUUGGAGCUGCCAUGCGUGGCCCAAGGGGGGAAUCCCUUAGCCACACUGCAGUGGCUGAAGAAUGGCCAGCUGGUGUCCACAGUGUGGGGCACAGAGCACACCCAGGCCGUGGCCCACAGUGUGCUGGUGAUGACCGUGAGGCCAGAAGACCAUGGAGCGCGGCUCAGCUGCGAGGCUCAUAACAGCGUGUCUGCAGGGACCCAGGAGCGCAGCAUCAUGCUGCAGGUCACCUUUCCCCCCAGUGCCAUUACUAUCCUGGGAUCUGCAUCCCAGAUUGAGAACAAGAACGUGACACUCUCCUGUGUCAGCAAGUCCAGUCGCCCACGGGUCCUGCUACGAUGGUGGCUGGGCUGGCGGCAGCUGCUGCCCAUGGAGGAGACGAUCAUGGAUGGACUACAUGGUGGUUACGUCUCCAUGUCCAACCUGACAUUCCUGGUGCGGCAGGACAAUGGUCUGACCCUCACAUGUGAGGCCUUCAGUGAAGCCUUCACCAAGGAGACCUUCAAGAACUCGCUCACCCUGAACGUAAAAUAUCCCGCCCAGAAACUGUGGACUGAGGGGCAGAAGCUCCGGGCUGGGACCCGGGUGAGGCUGGUGUGUUUGGCCGUCGGGGGCAACCCAGAGCCCUCCCUCACAUGGUACAAGGUUGCUAAAACCACCGGCGCUUCCGCUCAAACAGCAGCGUGGAUGAAAUCUGGGAGCACCUUCUCCGAGCUGGUGCUGGUCUGGAACCGUCUCGGACCUGUAGGCCAAGUUCACGUCCUGCGACUAGCCCAGCUCAGCGCGUCCACGCUGGCAGCGAGGCCGUCCAAAGUUCCUGGGGAGCAGGUGAAGGUGGUGACCGUGGUGGAGCAGGGUGAGGCGUUGCUGCCCCGUGUCCUGUCUGCUAACUUUGCUCCGAGGCGCUGCUGGUUCUGUGCCCAGCUCUUCCUCUGGUCCCGGGUGAGGAAGUAUGCUCCCACCAUCCGUGCCUGCCCUCAGGACCCACUGAGGUGAACGUUGGGGGGUUCUGUGGAUAUAGUCUGCACUUUGUUGAUGCCAAUCCCAUUCUCAGGCAUGUUCAGCUGGGAGAGACUGGGAGAAGAUGAGGAGGACCAGAGCCUGGAUGACAUGGAGAAGAUAUCCAAGGGACCCACGGGGCACCUGCAGAUUCACCAGGCCAAACUGGCCCAGGCUGGUGCUUACCAGUGCAUCGUGGACAACGGGGUGGCGCCUCCAGCACGAGGGCUGGUCCGUCUUGUUGUCAGAUUUGCCCCCCAGGUGGAGCACCCCACUCCCCUAAUUAAGGUGGCUGCAGCUGGGGACAGCACCAGUUCUGCCACCCUCCACUGCCGUGUCCGAGGUGUCCCCAACAUCAUUUUCACUUGGACCAAAAAUGGGGUCCCUCUGGAUCUCCAAGAUCCCAGGUACACGGAGCACACAUACCACCAGGGUGGUGUCCACAGCAGCCUCGUGACCAUUGCCAAUGUGUCUGCAGCCCAGGAUUACACCCUCUUCACACGCACAGCCACUAACCCCCUAGGCUCGGACCAAGCCAACAUUCAAUUCGUCAGCAUCAGUAUGGAGGGGCUGUGA